AUGCUAUCGCCGGACCACACUCCUGCGCGCCCACCAGGCGUGUCGCCGCUAGCCAUGGCUUUGGGUACAGGCGCGGUGUCGGCACCAGCUUCACGGCGCUCCUCGAUAGUAUCGCGGAGCUCGGCACACGCCCUCUCACCCGCUGUGAGUCCCCGCACCCUCCUCCGCCCACACCUCAACCGCACCUCGACUACCACAUUGGCAGCGGCAGGCGGCGCGAUGAUGGAGACGUGCCCACCAGCCCCGGACCCGUUCCAUACCGGCGCGACGAUCAGUAUCAACCAGCCCGUGGGUAGUCUGUCCAUUUCCCCAUCUUCUCGCGAUGUCUGCCUCGCAUCCAGGAAAGGACUGUAUAUUCUCGACCUCGCGAAUCUCGAGAGCGCACCACGCUUCGUACCCCAGGGCGGGACGUGGCAGAUCGCCGACGUCCAAUGGUCUCCGCACGCCGUGACCGACAACCUCAUUCUCUCGACCUCGUGUCAGAAGCUCCUCGUUUGGGACCUCGCUGCGCAAGUGGCUCUUAAUAGGAGUAUCGAGGCUCAUGAACGCGCAAUCACCGAUAUCAACUGGGCCGCACUCAAUCCUAACAUGAUGGCGACGGUUGGGAUGGACGCCGCGGUCAGAGCUUGGGACCUUCGACACGAUUGUAAGCGUCCCGCCGUGCGCUUGUCUGCUUGGGGCGCAGCCGGCACGCAGGUCAAGUGGAACCGUCUCAACGAGUACGUACUCGCCACGGCGCACCACCGCGAAGUCCUCCUCUGGGAUACGCGGAAAGGCAGCGUGCCCUUUGAGAUUGUCGAGGCGCACCAGUCCAAGAUCUACGGUAUCGACUGGGACCGGGUUGAGCAGCACAAGCUUGUGACAUGCUCCCUCGACAAGACUAUUAAGUACUGGAGCAUUCCGUCUCUGUCUGGUGGAACCGACGGCUCUUACUAUCCCUAUUCGUACGAGACAAUCUCGACCAACUACCCUGUAUGGCGUGCUCGCCAUCUGCCUUUCGGGCAGGGCGUCCUCGCCCUCCCACAACGCGGAGAGACGGCACUCGAGAUGUUCGGUAUUGGUGGCGACACGCCUCUCGAACGCUUCGAGGGCUCCACCGGCGUCGUCAAGGAGUUCGUAUGGCGCAUCCGUGGCGGAACAGACCUGGCCGUCGAGGACCGGGAAUUCCAGCUCGUCACCUGGUCCAAGGACCGCAAGCUGCGUAUCUGGAAUGUGACGCGCGAGAUGACCGCGAAGGCAGGGUACAAGGCUGGCGCGCCGAUCCCGUACACCUCCACGCGCCGGGGCGCCAAGAACCGCACCUUCACCACCAUUCCGGGCGGGGACGCACGCUCUAACGCCAUCGCCCUCCGUCCGCAGGGUGCGCUGAGCAGCUCACCUGUGCUCAACCUCGGCAUCCCCGUUGGACCGAGCGGCAUAGGGCGCCAGCGGCUGAUGGCACACACCCAACGCGAGUCGGGUAUGACGCGCGGUGGAGGAGAGGCGCGCAAGAUGGACCAGCUUGAGUGGCUCACCAAGGUCGUCCGGACGGAGGAUCACGCGACCAAGGCCGAAAGCACGACCGGUACCCGCACGCCAGCAGUGAGCGACAGAGCGAGCGGGAGAGGCUCGUCGAGCUCGCGGUCACGGAGCCACUCGAAGCGCGAGCCGCUGCGACCGCUCAGCUCGAGUACGCGUACACCUUCUCGUGUUAGGGGCGAACGCAUCGAGGGCAAGGAGGAGUUGAUGAGCCUCAAGGGGGAGGUGCUUCUCGCACACAAGCGCUUCCCAAAGUCCAAGGUCAACUUUGAGAGGCUUGACCUGAUACAGCGCAAGCUAACUAUGUCGCUGAACGGGCCGUGGGCGAACGGCAACCGCGCUGCGUUCGUGCGUAUACACUGGUCGUAUCCCCAGAACUACCCGUACGCAAACGAGAUACCGACCUUUGAGCUCGAGCGCAACGCCACCGUAAGCCAGAUAACGCGGCAGCGUAUGGUGUCGACCAUCAAGGAGAUCCGGGUCAAGUCGAGACAGUGUCUGGUCUCCGUCACCGAGUUCCUGCUGGGAUACCACGAGAGAACUGGGCGCCUCGCGCUGGAGGAGGAGAGUGGCAGCGAUAAUGACGAGGUCGACGUCAAUGUGCCCAUGCUCAUCCGCACAACUGGUGCCGUCUUCGGACCCAACGGUCAGCUCGCGUGCUUCUUUCCCAAGCAGACGGUGCUGCCCCGCGCCCGUACCUCUCUCUCCCGCUCGCCGAGCGGGCAGUACGACCCACUGAAAUCGCCACUCGCACGCGCGAUGACUGCUCUUAGCAGGUUAGAGAACCCACACAAGCCCGCCGUAUCCCUCCGCUUCCGGCGGCGGAGAGAAAAGGCCAUGAUGGGCCCCGUGCAGCAGAGAUCACUCCUGACGCUGCGCAACGCCUCCAACCUGACCUCGGAGCCCGACAUGGCCUUGGCGGUGCAUUACACCACCACCUCGCCAGAGGGUAACUUCCGCGUCGCCGUCGAGGGCCGCCGCCUCGACCACGCCGACGUCUGGCAGACAGUAUACGGUGUCCUCGCCGACCCGCCGCCUCCGUACUCGGACCUACCCAAACUUGCUGGUCACACGAGUGCACCUCACGAGCGCAUGUUAUGGGAGCGCGACAUGGAGCGCAAGCGCCGGGUGCUCGAUGAGAUCUUCGAACGCCUCAUGGCCGCAGCCGACAUCCAGCUCCUCGCCCUCGUUGCAUGCAUGCUAGUCGAGUAUGACAAGACCGCGCCACCUCCCCCGCCUGCCAUCGAGGAGAUUGUCCACAAGUCCCCUGAGCGGGGAUACUUUGUCCUUCCCAGCCGUGACCGCCGCUCAUCCUCACUGACGAAUAUGACGCCGCCAGCUUCGGCAGGCCCCGGAUCAUUCAGGACGUCAGGCUGGUCCCAAAUCCUCAUGAACCCCUCCUCCAUCUCGCUCCGCGGAAUGACGUUGACGCCCCGUGAUAGGUCGUCCUUUGAGAUUCCCAACCGAACAAGCGUGAGCAGUAUCGACGAAGGAUCCAGCAGCUUUGCGGCCAGCAUGUCCCCCGUGCGGCGGAUGAACAUUCCUCCGCGGAGACAGAAUUCGACCACGAGCGCAGGCAGCUUGGGGGUUAUUCCAAGCCCUCGUCGUCUGGACCGACGCGAGUCAGGCGGAAGGGAGCUGUCGCGCACGGUCAGCCGUGACAUGCGCCCCCGGCCUCUGAGCGGAACGACCGAGUCCCCUCCCCCAUCUGCCGUUCCACCUACACCAAGCCGGCUCGCGAACACGACAAACGCGAGCGAGCCCUCAAGCGACGGGAGCGCGGGUCCCGGCGGAGUGCGCAACAAGGUUUCGUUUGGGGGUGGGAGUCCGCUGCGGCGAGCGUUUAGCCGCGCACCAAACCUCCCACCAGUUCAGCGGAGAAGUCCGACGUGUUCCGUCCGCAUCGACCUGAACAUGGACGAGCCCCCGACAACAUCGGCGUCUCUUCUUCGGCCAGAGCUUCGACCACAGGCCGAGAUCUGGAAGCUCGCAUACGCCGACCUCCUCCUCCGAGCCGGUCUCGUGGGAAAGCGCGCCGCCCUGCUCCAGUACCAGUUCACGACUGUCGAGGGGCCCAGUGUCGCCGCUGCAUCUGGCGACCUCCCGCAUCAGCAGCUCGUACUCGCGACCGUGUGCCGCUUCUGCAACGAGCACGUGCUCCAGCCUGACGAGGUGCGGUGCAGUUCGUGUACGCGAUACAAGGAGGCGCCACUGUGUAGCGUGUGUCGGCUGCCUAUCAAGGGCCUCGCCACCACGUGCACAACAUGCACCCACACAUCGCACACGCGAUGCCUGCGCAACGUCAUGCGCAGCCAGGCCGACCAUUGCCCGUCCUGCCAUUGCCGCUGUCUCGCCGAGCGCGGGCUAUCUGGGGCUUUCCGCACGACGCCGAAAUCGGACGCAAACCAGGCUCCGUCAUACUGGCCGACCCCGUUUCCGCGGAUGAACCACCUCUCACUCUCGACCUCGCCAACCCGCCUUGAAUUCGACGGGCCGCAAUUCUCGGAAUUUGUGCGCCUCGCCGACCGGCUGCCCGAUCCCGAGCUAGAAGCCGAAGACAACAACGAAGCCAAACCUGAGGCAGAGCUUGAAGCGGAGCCAGAACCAGAUAGGUGGUGGCGCGAGCCUGGCGCCGGCGUCGUAAGCUAUCUCAAGCACCUCCGUACCGACCCACCCAGCACCACGCCACCACCAGGCGAAGACCGGCGCGGAUCGCGCAUCCGCACAAGUACGGGCGCACUAGACAUUGUCGAUACCGACGAUCUGCAGAUGGGCCUCUCGGGAUUGGGACCGAAACACCAGGCCCGAAGAGCCACGUUCACGGGUCCUGGCACUUCGGGUUCUUUUGGGGGCGGGGCACUAGAGCUCGAUGCGGGGGAGGAGGAAGCGCCAAAGUCGCGCAUCAAGACUUUUGGACGAGAGGGACUGUUGGGGUGGUAG
Messenger RNA from Cutaneotrichosporon cavernicola, 4458 nucleotides. RefSeq lists its product as uncharacterized. Lineage: Eukaryota; Fungi; Basidiomycota; Tremellomycetes; Trichosporonales; Trichosporonaceae. The transcript is spliced from 4 exons. The coding region runs from base 1 to 4458 and encodes 1485 amino acids. Gene Ontology annotation, cellular component: vacuolar membrane; Seh1-associated complex. Gene Ontology annotation, biological process: positive regulation of TORC1 signaling; cellular response to amino acid starvation. Gene Ontology annotation, molecular function: signaling adaptor activity; protein binding. The record is from RefSeq and is a predicted model, not a curated record.